Messenger RNA from Dufourea novaeangliae, 522 nucleotides. RefSeq lists its product as uncharacterized. The record is from RefSeq and is a predicted model, not a curated record. Bases 1 to 522 code for a protein of 173 amino acids. Lineage: Eukaryota; Metazoa; Arthropoda; Insecta; Hymenoptera; Halictidae. The transcript has 3 exons.
AUGAGGAACAUCGAAAUAAAAGCCAGAAUCAAUGAUCCAGAACUUAUAAUUUCUAUAACCAAACAAUUGACAGAUUCUGCUUGCAUUGUCAUAAAGCAGCAUGAUACUUUCUUUAAAGUAGAUGAAGGACGAUUAAAACUACGAGAAUUUGAAGAUGGUACAGGAGAAUUAUUAUAUUACAGAAGAGUCAAUAUAUUGGGUCCAAAACUAUGUAACUAUGAAAAGACAGUUCUGGAUCCCGAAGCAUGUAUUGGAAUUAGAAAAAUUUUAACUGCAUCAAAUGGUUGUAUAGGUAUUGUAAAAAAGACUAGAAAGUUGUACAUGGUUGGUCAAACUCGGGUGCACAUUGAUGAAGUUGAUGGUUUGGGUAACUUUAUGGAGUUAGAGGUUGUUUUGUCCGAUGAAGAAGAUGUGGAAACUGGGGAAAAGAUUGCUCAAGACUUAAUGACUAAAUUAAACAUAAAAAAUGAAGAUUUAAUACCAGAUGCAUACAUAGAUUUACUUAGUAAACGUUCUGUAUAA